AUGAUAAAUUUUUAUGAUUUAAAUGUUAAAUCUCAAGUUGACAAAAGCCAUAAUCAUCAACAAGGUGGUUACAACCAUCAUCCCCAGCCGCCUCAAGGUGGUUACAACUAUCCACGACCCGAAUCCAGACCUAGACCUCACGGUGGUUACAAUUAUCCCCGACCCAACCCGCCGCAAGGUGGUUACAAUUAUCCCCGACCUAAGCCGCCACAAGUUACACAGCCGCCACCUCCACCUCCGCCACCUCCACCUCCACCACCACCACCUCCACCUCCACCACCUCCAACACCUCCACCACCUCCACCAACGCUGCCACCGCCACCGCCAAAAAUUAUAAUUACUGUACCUCCAACGACUAGGAAAAUAUCCUUAGCUAUAAAAGAAGUAAUUGAUGUAUAUCAAUUGGAGGAGAAUAUACUGGCCUGUACUACAGAUAAUGCCAAUAACAUCCUAAAAAGCAUGGAUAUUUUGCAGAAUAUUUAUAAGGAACAAAAAUUUAAAGGCUUUAGAUGCUGUGCCCACAUUCUAAACCUAAUAUCUCAGGAAGGUGGCGGAACAAUUCUUAGCUGUAAACCCCGAUUCACCAAGCCAGAACAAUGCGCUCCAGUCACAUCCGGAACUAAACCACCAGAGACCACGUGUCAGCCACAGGUUAUAACUCCUAAACCGACGCCUACACCAUGCCCUCCAAAUGGUUCAUCCUACGGAAGCCUCGUGCCCUCAGAAUGCUUGACAGUGAAUAAAGACGCAGCGAAUGAAGCCAGGGAUGUUAAUGGUUAUUUUAAAAUAAUCCCCUAA
Molecule: messenger RNA, 798 nt
Organism: Gordionus sp. m RMFG-2023
Lineage: Eukaryota; Metazoa; Nematomorpha; Gordioida; Chordodea; Parachordodidae
Exons: 11
Coding region: 1-798 (265 amino acids)
Source: RefSeq, a predicted model, not a curated record